This is a messenger RNA of Hyaloscypha bicolor E, 1230 nucleotides long. RefSeq names its product MFS general substrate transporter. The record is from RefSeq and is a predicted model, not a curated record. Lineage: Eukaryota; Fungi; Ascomycota; Leotiomycetes; Helotiales; Hyaloscyphaceae. Gene Ontology annotation, cellular component: fungal-type vacuole membrane. Gene Ontology annotation, molecular function: transmembrane transporter activity. Bases 1 to 1230 code for a protein of 409 amino acids. Gene Ontology annotation, biological process: transmembrane transport. The transcript has 6 exons.
AUGGAGGGCAUCCCUCCUGAGGGAGGCCUGGCAGGCUGGCUUUCCAUCAUCGGCUGCUCUUGUGGCCUCUUCAGCACAUUCGGCUUUUUGAAUGCGGUAGGCGUGUUCCAAACCUUCUACCAAGCCAAUAUCCUCAGCGAAUACAGCCCCUCAACAAUAUCAUGGAUCUUCGCUCUCCAGCUCUGUUUGAUGUGGCUCCCAGGCCCGCUCUUUGGACGAAUCAUUGACACGUACGGGCCGCGACCUGUCUUGCUACCGUCCAGUGUGCUUUGUGUGUUCUCGCUUUGCAUGACCAGUCUCAGCACGAAGUACUACCAGAUCAUCCUAGCGCAAGGACUAGGCUUUGGAAUUGGAGCUUGUGGGAUUUUUACAGCAUCUUUUGUCUGUGCUGGGCAGUGGUUUGUGCGGCGGCGGGGCCUCGCUCUUGGCAUUGUGACGGGUGGGAGCAGUUUAGCAGGUGGUGUAAUCUUCCCGCUCUUCGUCAAUAAAGUCACAGAAGAUAUCGGAUUCUACGGUGCCGUUCGAUACACAGCGUUGCUCAUUGGGAUACUCCUGGCGAUUUCUUGUUGCCUUAUCACGGCGCGUCUCCCACCAAAGCCUUGGAACUCAAAAGGAAAAUGGAUUGACUUCACAUUGCUCAACGACAAGGGGUUCGCACUUUACACCAUCGGGGCAUUCCUUGUUAUGUGGGGACUCUGGGCGCCAUUUGAUUACCUUCCUAGCAUGGCACAAGCUACCUCGUCGUUUUCUGGUUCAAUGUCUAUUUACCUAAUCUCCAUCAUCAACGCUGGCUCCAUUCCUGGCCGUGUGAUCAUGGCGGCGCUCGCAGACAAGUACGGUUAUUUCAACAUGAUGUCGGCCAUUUCACUCUCAUCGGCGGUGAGCAUCUUCGCUCUAUGGAUCCCUUUUGACUAUUAUGCUUCACAUGCUGCGUUGGUUGUAUUUGCAACAGUAUAUGGGUACACCAGCGGUGGUUUCAUCAGCCUGUUAAUGCCCUGCACGGCGAAGUCAGGAAGUUUGAAAACUCUUGGAACGCGCUUUGGAACUUUUCAAUUAGUCAUGGCUUUUAGCUGUCUUACUGGAUUGCCGAUUGAGGGAGCUAUCCUUGCAGAAGAAGGGUCUUUCUUGGGAUUGCAGUUGUUUUCUGCUUGCUGUAUCCUCGCGGGGACCUGUAUGAUUGUUGGUGCCCGCGUUUCUUUGGGUGGGUGGUCAAUGACUAAAUUGAUCUGA